UUAUUAUUAUCUACAUGUGUUUGAACUUAAAUUGAAGUAUGUAUAUUGUCGCUGAAUUUAAAAACAUUUUAAUUAAGGGUUGCAUUUUUUUGUAAUACCGAAAUAUUACCAAGAGCAUUAAAAUAGUUUGUCAUGAAAAGGUCAACUAUAACCUGUUUGUGAUAAAUUAAUCAGGAGCCCUGAAAUUUUCUAAAAUGAAAGAACAUUUUGAAUCCAUUAGAAGUAGUAGUAUCAUUAAAAUCCACUAAACGUUGCAUUAGGUGUAAUAACUCAGGCCCCGGAAUCACAGACACCUAUUGUGUCGUGGACCGAUCGGGCCGCUCGGGGCUCAACGGAUAAUGCCGAAAUAAAUAUUGAAUGGCUCAAAAGUGAAAAAAUUGAAGUCGCAGACCAAGUUGAAAACUUGGAGACAAUUGCAAAACAUGCUAAGAUGUUUAUGUGUGGAGAUGUUGAAAUUGGACACAUAGUAACAAAUGAACUACAGAUAAAUAAUGGCACAGAUAAUGCUGUGGAACUUGCUGAAAAAGAACACAGUGAUCUUAUAACGGGUAAAUAUGAAGGAGGACUAAAAAUAUGGGAAUGUACCUAUGACCUUAUUGAGUAUUUAGAAGAAAACAAUAUAUGCUUGGAAAAUAAAAAAGUAGUAGAUUUAGGCUGUGGAAGUGGUAUUUUAGGCAUAUAUGCUUUUCAAAAACAUGCUUCAGUAACUUUUCAAGACUAUAACAAAGAAAUAAUAGAACAUGUCACCAUUCCCAAUGUGAUACUAAAUAUAGAAGAUGAAGAAAAUAGAAAGAAUGAAAUUCAGAAAUGUCAGUUCUAUUCAGGGGACUGGCAAUCCUUUAACGAAAUAUUAGCAGAGAAUGAAAAAUAUGACAUAAUUCUUACAUCAGAAACUAUUUACAAUCUCAGCAAUUAUGAUAAGCUUGUAAAUUUUUUUAAUCAGAGAUUAACAAAUGAUGGGACUGUGUAUAUAGCUGCAAAAACAUACUAUUUUGGUGUUGGCGGAGGUAUGAGGCAGUUUGAACAAGCUUUAACCAACAGUGGGAAAUUUAAAUUCGAAAUUGUGUGGAAUACAACAUCUGGAAUUCAGAGGGAAAUCAUGAAAAUAACUAGAUUAUAAUAGAUGUAAAGAAAUGAUUUAUUAAAAAAAUUAUGUAAAUACAAAGAAAUAA
Messenger RNA from Colias croceus (clouded yellow), 1172 nucleotides. Its product is annotated as histidine protein methyltransferase 1 homolog. Gene Ontology annotation, molecular function: protein-L-histidine N-tele-methyltransferase activity. The transcript has 5 exons. Lineage: Eukaryota; Metazoa; Arthropoda; Insecta; Lepidoptera; Pieridae. Bases 431 to 1120 code for a protein of 229 amino acids. The record is from RefSeq and is a predicted model, not a curated record. Gene Ontology annotation, biological process: peptidyl-histidine methylation, to form tele-methylhistidine.